This is a messenger RNA of Musa acuminata subsp. malaccensis (wild Malaysian banana), 2093 nucleotides long. RefSeq names its product SKP1-interacting partner 15. The record is from RefSeq and is a predicted model, not a curated record. Lineage: Eukaryota; Viridiplantae; Streptophyta; Magnoliopsida; Zingiberales; Musaceae. Gene Ontology annotation, molecular function: protein binding.
ACAGAGUGGUAAUACCGUAAUUAUACCCUCAGUUCCACUUUUGUGCCCUUGGAUGCCUCCACCUCAACCGCUUUUCUUUACCUUCCGCCUUGGCCCCGCGCUCCGCCCCCGACCUCGCUCGGCCGCCGAAGCCGGCGACGAGACGUCUCGGCUGCGACGGCGAUGCUCGAUGGUCGCAUGGAUCGCGACGAAGAGGAGGAAGAGAUGGAGGAGGAGGAAUUGGGGCCGGAUGGUACGCCGAUGCCGUGGCCGACAAGCCCGAUCCUACUCCUCCCUCGGGACGCGCUCUAUAACGUCCUCGGUCGCCUUACCCUCCGCGAGGCGCUCGCUUGCCGCCCCGUCUGCCGCGUCUUCCUUGACGCCCUCUCCUCCACUCCCUUCUUGGCGUCCCUAGCCCCGCUCCGCCUCCUCGCCCUCCGCCACCCCCGGGCCGCCGAAGCUUCCUCCUCGCCCUCGCUCUACGCCUUCGAUCCCUCCCUCCGUCGUUGGCUCCGGCUCCCCCUCGCCUUUCUCCCGUUCCGAUCUUCUUCCCCCGUCACCGCCUCCCCUUCCCCCUCUCUCCUCUACCUGUGGGUCGAUGCCGUCCCCUCCCCCUCCACCGUCACCGGUGCCAAGAACCACCCUAAAUCCCUCGCCGUAUGCAAUCCCCUCACCGGAUCCCACCGCCUCCUCCCCCCGCUCGGCUCUGCCUGGUCCCGCCACGGCACCGUACUCGCCGGCCCUGGCGGCGCCGUCCUUGUCGUCACGGAGCUCGCCGCCCUAUCCUACGCCCCGGGCACCGAUCGCUGGCUUAAGUUCCCCUUAAGCCUCCCCUCCAAGCCGCGGAGCCCGAUCCUGAUGUCCGGCGCCGUUUUCGCUCUCUGCGACGUCGGCACCCCCUGGCGGAGCCAGUGGAAGCUCUUCUCCUGCCACCUACGCGACCUCGGCGGCACCCGCGGGUGGACCUCGCUCGAUCGGCACGAGUGGCGAGACAUGUUUAACAUCCUGAAGCGGCCGCGGCUCCUUCCUGGUGCGGGGGGCAGGCGGAUUCUGAUGAUCGGAGGGUUGAGGUCCUCGUUCGCGGUGGACGGUCCAUGCUCGACGGUCAUGAUCCUGAGGCUGGAUCUGGCGACGAUUGAGUGGGAGGAAGCGGGGAGGAUGCCGCAGGAGAUGUACAGGUGCUUUGGAGGUGGAGUCUUUGGGCCAAUGGCAGCACCAGCGGCAGCUGGGGGCAACAAUAAGGUGAAAGUCUUUGGUGGAGAUGGGAGGAUAUGGUUCUCAGGGAAGAGGGUGAGAGGAAAGCUGAUAAUGUGGGAGGAGGACGACAUCGGAGGUAGUGGCGGUGGCCUGUGGAGUUGGGUGGACGGUAUUCCAGGUUACAAUGAGGGCAUGUACAGGGGUUUUGUGUUUGAUGCUGGAUUCACUGCUACACCUUGAAUUGCUCAAUGAACUGCAUGUGCAGUGGCGACUGUGAUAUUAAUGUUCUUUAUCUGCUUUCUUUGGUGAAAAUUUUCAGAGCCGACAAGCUAAUAAUUCAUACUCUUCAUCACAAAAUAAUUCAUACUCUCAACAAAAAAUCACUGGGAAGGGAGCAUGAUGCAUAUUGAAAAAUGUGGUGGAUAAAUCAGCAUUUGCAUCAGGAGUUAUGACAGAGGGAGUGCGCCCUAUUGCCUUUCUAUAUACAAGAACCCCUUUUGGAGUAGUUAUGCCUGUGUGAAGCUUGUGGUGAUCAUGUACAAGUUGCCAUGGCAAUCAUGUUCUGUCGAUUGAGAAUGAGAACCCGAAGGUGUUUCCAGGGGAACUGGAGAGUCAAAAAAGAAGAUGCAUUCGAUUUCUAUGUAUUUGCUCGGCACCCGCUAAGGUCAUCCAGAACGUGUCACUCGUUCAACAGUAGUGUUGCGGUGGAACGAAUGGAGCGAUAUAUGAAUUUGUUCCUGUGCUUAUGAAACUGUCAAGCGAAUGACAUCCAGCUGAGAGGUUUGUCUUCCAUAAGGUUAUUGCUUAUGUAAUCAUUGAUCAUCAUUCCGGUCAUGAAAACAUCUUCUAUUGUUAGUCUUCUACACUUAAAUUUCUGUUGGUUGCCCAACUAGAAAUUCCAAGAAACUCAACUUUUA